Lytechinus pictus (painted urchin) is the source of this 3895-nucleotide messenger RNA. RefSeq lists its product as uncharacterized. Gene Ontology annotation, cellular component: extracellular region. The transcript is spliced from 13 exons. The record is from RefSeq and is a predicted model, not a curated record. Lineage: Eukaryota; Metazoa; Echinodermata; Echinoidea; Temnopleuroida; Toxopneustidae. The coding region runs from base 1 to 2085 and encodes 694 amino acids. Gene Ontology annotation, molecular function: protein binding; peptidylglycine monooxygenase activity; copper ion binding.
AUGGCUUCAUCUACUCCAAAAUGGCUGCUGGUCGGUGGUUUUCUCAUAGCGACUCUCGCCACCAUCACUUACCGGGAAGCGUGGGCGGAGGGAAUUCGGGCUGUGGAUGCCAUGGAGGCAAUCAACUCUGGGAGACAGCAAUUCUUACAGGGGCUUAGGGGGGCCUUAGCUGCUGUAGCUGCUCAAAAAGAUAAUCUGGUAGAGGAAUUACUUGCUGAUGUUGAAGAUGAGGAAGAAGAGGUGGUGGAGAAAAUUGAAGAGGAGUUGGGUGUCUUAGAUCCUCCUAAUGUUAAAACAGUCGAUAUACGCCUACCCAAUGCAGAUAUACCAGAGACCGGAACCACACUAUGCACAUCUACGUCAUUAACAGAGGCUCUCCAAGAUAUCGUUGGUUUCAGCCCACUGAUCAACCAAGACGCUGUCAUACAUAUGGAGCUCUACGGCUGUCCGGACGAAGCGGCUAGUACAAAAGACUACUGGUCAUGUAAUACUAAAAACACAAGUGGUAUAUGCCAAGGACCGAUCGCCAUGAUGUUCCAAUGGUCACGGGAUCGAUGUGAUAACUAUCUAGCCAUGGGAGAUGCUAUCACCGUAGGUGGCGCUUUCAUGCACAAUGUGGUUCUAAUGGUUCAGUACAAGAAAGGUGGUUUUGCUGAUGACUCUGGUCUCGCGCUUAAGAUAAUGCCUUCUAGUGAUGAGGAUAAAGGCGUCAUCAAGGCGGUUGAGUACUACUCCGAAGCACUUAAGGACCCGAAAUGCGAAACAGAAUCAUCCAAAUCCAACGAACUCGACAAUGAACUGAACAAUGAACUUGACAACGACGUUGCAUUAAGCAGCAGCUCAUCCCUAGCCAUUGAAGAACCGAUUGGGAGUGAGUACUCGACUAUUGAUUACCUACAGUCGAUCUUAGAGGCGAAUUCAGAGUGGAUGAGUAGUAGUGAACCACGGCUCGAUUACGGUGUCGACGGCUCUGUUAUGCAAUCAUCUUAUAAUGAAGGUUCGUACAUCGACAACGCACUCAACGAGAAUUCAGACUACUCACACUCUUCAGAUUGGGCUCUGAAGCUACAGGAGCUGUGGGACUCUGCAAGCGCCUUGGCCUAUGGUAUGAUACUCCGUGGCUGGUGGCCUCGUGAAGAUGAUAGAGUAAUUGGUCAAGUAGCUGGUAUUGAUACAGAUUCUACUGGUCAUUUAUCAUUAUUACAUCGUGGUAAUAGGAGAUGGGAAAAUGGUAACUUUGACGAGGAUGACAAAUUCUUGCUGGAGGAACCUAUUUCAGAUGAACUUGUUUUGACCCUUGAUCCGGCUACUGGAAAUGUUCUUAACUCAUGGGGAAGUGACAUUUUCUACAUGCCACAUGGCUUGUACAUUGACACAGAAGAUAAUAAAUGGAUUACAGAUGUAGCCUUGCAUCAAGUCUUCAAGUUUUCUCCCGGAUCUGAAGAACCAUCUAUGACUUUAGGAAAGGCGUUUGAACCUGGUCAAGAUUGGAAUCAUUUCUGUAAACCUACAGAUGUAGCCGUUGAUAGCAGGACUGGAGAUGUCUAUGUCGCUGAUGGAUACUGUAAUAAUCGGAUUCUCAAGUUCAGUUCAAAUGGAACAGCAAUACUAGAGAUUACAGCAGGGAUCAUACCUGGAGAAAAUCUACCAGAAUGGUCACCGCUGAGGAAACUACAGAUCCCCCACAGUCUUGCUCUGAUUGAAGCACGUGAUAUCAUAUGUGUAGCUGAUCGUGAAAAUGCCCGGAUUCAGUGCUUCAAUCUAACCAAUGGCGAGUUAGAAAGACAGAUCGCAUCACCGAUGUUUGGAAAACAACUAUUUGCUAUUUCUUACAACAGUGAACAAGAUGUAUUGUACACUGUGAAUGGACCCAAUGAAGAAGUAGGGGUGCCACCCCUCGCAUUCACUGUGGAUCUUGAAACUGGUGAAAUAUUGAGCACAUGGGACCCCUACCCUAAGGCAUUUGGAGUGGUACAUGAUAUCGCCACAUAUUCUCCCGAUGGGUCCGUGUACAUGGCUGAUAUUGGACUUGAUCGAGUCUGGAAGUUUGAGACUACAUCAAGCAGUCUUAACAAUGAGAUCUAAGAUCAAAUAUAUCACUACAAAUUAUCAAAGUUUUAAGAGUUAUAUACAGAGAUGAAAUAUAGUUUUAUGACUUGGCAUAAAGCGUGGUUAAGCAUACAUUAUAAGAUCCAUUAAAGUGUAAUUAAAAAUAAUUAUAUAGGCCUAGGUUCUCCUUACAUGACUAAUAACCAUCCAGAGGCUUGCUGCGUGAAGUCAAUGGAUUUGAAUAUUCACCUCUGAUUGGCUAAAAACCAAGCUGUGAUUGAUUCUACAUUCAAAUGCAUAGUUUGUGCAACACGCCUCAUGUGAUCAAGAAACACACGGGUAGACAAUUAAAAUUGUCAGAAAAUAGAUAAUGACAUAAUGUCGAUAUGCUGGUGAUAAGUUUGUGCACAAAAUUCAUAAUAUUGAUAUACCAUCAUUUUCAAAGUAACAUUCCAGCGAUUUAUUUAGAAUGUAGUAUUUUCGUCAUCUCAAAUAAUAAGGGGUAUGUUAUACGAACACAAGAAAAGCCAAGGGCGUAAAUAAUUUAUACUUAAUGUGCUUUAAGAAAAAGCAAGUGAAUCCCUCGACAAUUUAUACCAAAAAAAGUUAUUCAAACCGAAUUAAUCAUCUGACAAAAUUUAGUUUUAUGGUUCAAAAAUGAAAAAAUUCAGUACUCAUGUGAUUUUUUUUAAUUAUUAUUUUGAUAUAUACUCGAUUUGAAUGAAGUUCGAAGCUUUAUACAUUUCCCGUCCAAUCAUCAUAAAUUGAAUACCUUGAAGUAGAUUUGUUAUUCUUCAAUCUUCCUUCUCAUAAAGCAAUUCUUUAUUUUUUUUUUUUUCGAAGUGCCGCGAGUAAUGAUGUGCAAUGUUUGAUAAAGUUUUCACAGCUAGCUCUGGCAUGCACAUUGACAAAAAAAUACGAAACGAUAAGACCAACAAAAUAUAAACAUCUGCCGAUUGCAGAAGAAAACUUAAUUCUACUUGUAAAUAUUACUUGAUUUGAUAGUGAGAUUUAAAAUUUACUUACAAAAAGUUGUUGAAUAACAAUCAUCCUCAAGAUAACAAAAUUCAUUGUCAUCAUGGUGCAAGCAAAAAAAUACAAGUUUGAUUAAGAUCUGGUGUUUCAAGGCUUGUUUACUUUUAUCAACUUACUGAUCAGUUAAGAAGAUAAGCAUAUAAUGUGUGCUUAUAAUUGUAAAUAUAAAUUACAGAAAAGAUAUCUUGAAAAUGGGUAGAAUAUCGUAUUCAAAAGGGGAACUUUAAAUCAACAGUGUACAGCGCCAUGAAUUAUAUAUAGCCUUUUAGCUUUUGAAUGCAAUUUGCUUAGACAAAAACCUUGUUGUAGAUAGAUUAAGCUGGCUCAGUCAUUUUAUUUACGAUUAUGAUAUGGGAAAUAGUUCACAAACAUGUUAAAUGCCUUAUUUGAUCAGUUGUACUACACUGUAGUGAAUGGUUUGUUCGAGAUUGGAAUUCAUUGCAAAACCACACAAAACUUGCUGUAAUAUUUUAUUUUGUUUAUUUUUAUUAUAAUUCUUAUUUUCUUUUUGUUCAGUGUUUAGAUACGAAAACAAUAAACUAUUUUGUCUUUUUUUAACGAAACGAAUUUUGCUUGAAAAAAGACGGGUUUAUUUCGACUGGUUUUGCAUGUGUUUACGCUAUAUACAAUAGCCAUGAUAGUAUUCAUACAUGUUGUGUAUGAUAAUCAUUAUCGUGUACAUGGUGUAUUAGUGUAUUUGCUUCAUUUUGUCUAAGUGCACCUUUUAUUUUUAUUUCAGUUUGCGAUAUUUGUGGAAAGUGAUGUAUAAAUUUGAGUUUGAUUAUGUAAUAAAGUCGCAGAGAGAUAUAUA